AUGGAAAAUCUGAAGUCAUCUUGUUUAUCAUUCAAUUUUAGUUGUUAUUUGGCCCUCAUCGACUAUACGCCCUUGGACGUCACCUGUCCUCCUAACUGGACACAGCACCCCACCUACAAGAACUUGUGUUACCGAUUGGGGACAAAACAAGUUAAGUACAGUUCCGUCGACGAAGAAUGCAGCGCCCUGCUAACUGGAGCCACAGUGGCCAGUGUUUACAACGUAGGCAUCCACAAGUUCCUCGCCGACUCUGGAUUCCUGUCAACGGGCCUAGAGUACUAUACCGGCUUAGUGAGGGAGGGAUGGAGAUAUGUAUUUUCUGAACUGAACAGUGAACCUCUGGGAGAUUGGAAUGAGUGGGGAUCCAUCCCCUGGUACAAAUGCAGUCUAUAUGAAUACAGAGCCAGUGAAUGGAAAUGGAAAACAAACAACUGUAAUAAGGUCCGGCUUUAUAUAUGCCAAUACAUUGUACCCACCCCAGGAACUAUACCUGUUGUGUUGGUGGACGGCGACCUCAUGUCGGGGCGGGCAGAGAUCUUCACCAACGAUAUGUGGGGGACGCUUCAAGAUUCUGCCUUUUCGGGAACGGGGAUUGAAAUCUGUGAGGCAUUGGGAUACGGGUUUGUGGGCACUCGGAAUUGUGCAGGUGUGACCUGUGGCACAGGCAAAGUCUGGUACGAGAGGGUUAACUGUGCUUCCGGGGCAGCCGUAUCUUUCUCUAAUUGUUUGACCGGUUUGACACCGUCCGAUUCCGAUGACCAUUCUAAGGACCUGAUUGUCCAGUGUCAAGCUCCGGAGCCAACAACCGCUCCAAACCCGAUUUCAACGAUGCCAAUAACCUCUGACAAUAACGUCACGGGCUGCAACUGCACUGUGACAGUUUACGUAACACCGGCGUCAUCAGCAUGCUUGACAGGUAACAAUACAGCCAAUCCUAACACCACCAAAGUUAGUGUCGUGUACGACGCCCUGCCAACCUUCAACGCAAAAGAUACAGCCAAAUAUUCAAUGAGGACGCGGUAUGACAACCGAGCGUCUGCAAAAGCCAUGGGAUCAUUCGGCAUACUCAUUAUCAUUGGACUCAUGUCCUUCAUUGUGGUGAUAGAUUUAUGGAGUGUGGGAAUGCGGACGCUUCGGCUGAGGGGACUUUGCAAAGGACUUUGUAAGAAGAAAAAGAGUGUAAACACGGUGUCUAAGAAAAUUAUCAGAAUAGAAAGACUAUUGGAACCCAAGAACAAAGAUGCACGUAGUUCUUUGUCCACCAAAAAAUCACUGACAAAAGCCAGCAUUAACCACAAAGCCAAGACAUCUUAUGUAGAGAAAAAUGUUAGCAUUAAUCAAACUGCUAAGACAUCUGAUGUAGAGAAAAAUGUCAGCGAUAACCAAACUGCUAAGACAUCCGGUGUUGCAAAGACAUCCGAUGCUGUUAAAAUAUCCGAUGUUGCUAAGACAGCCGAUGUCAGCACUAACCCAAAUCCAAAUUCAACCGAUUCUCAGAAAAAUGACAUGAAAAUUGAAUCUUCAGCUUAA
Molecule: messenger RNA, 1530 nt
Organism: Saccostrea echinata
Lineage: Eukaryota; Metazoa; Mollusca; Bivalvia; Ostreida; Ostreidae
Exons: 7
Coding region: 1-1530 (509 amino acids)
Cellular component (GO): membrane
Source: RefSeq, a predicted model, not a curated record